AUGUCUGCGAUGAUCCCUCCGCCGGCAGCACGUUUUGGGCAGAAGCAGGCUGUCGCGUCGCUUCCGCUGACCUUCCGGCUCCCCCGGCUGCCGAUUCUCCUGCUUCUUGCUCUCGUUACCGUGCUUCUCGCGCGCUGGCCAGUCCUGCGCGGCCACGUGGCGCGCGAUCCGGAGAUCGGCGCGGUGAAUGCGAUUCUUGUCGGUCGGAGCUGGGCUUCUAUCGAGGAGGCUUCUAUCGAGGACGAAGUUCAUAACCUUGAAGGGGAAAAGCAUGGUGUAGGCAGCAUCGGCGGGAGGGAUGGUAAAGAAGGAGAGCCAUAUGAACGGAUAGAGUGGGCGCGGGGAGAGAGCAGAUGGGCGGAAGAGGAGGGGGAGACGGCGCAGAAUGCGGAAGGUUCCGACAGUCGCGGGGAUUCCCGGGAGGCGGAACGAGUGGGGGAGAUAUCGCAAGAGGGAGAAGGGGAGAUGGCGGAAAGCGAGAAUGCGGACGUUGGCGGAACUGCUGAAGGGGGAGGGGAGUAUCAAGGAGGGGACGCGGAGCAAGGCCGAGAUGAAGAGGACGAUUUUCCGGGAAAGGGGGGAGGGGAAGUGAAGGGGCAAAUGGGUGGUGAAAGGGAGAAAAAGAGGGAGGGGCGACGACGGAAGACGACGAGAGAGGAGGGCGAAAGGGAGGCGACGGAUCGGCAGGGGAGCGCGGGGCGAUCGGCGCGGGGCGACGAGGCGGCGGACGCGAAAUUGCGCGGAAAGAAGGAGAACAUUCUAGGCAGCAGCGACGAGAAAAGCGACGCAGAAUCGAGAGAGUCUAACGAGGCGAACGAGAAAGCGAAGAAGCGGAAGAAGCGGCGGCAGAGGCGGUGUCGAGAACUAGGUGUUCCCUGCUCCUUUCAUUUGUCGAAGAAGGCUCGAGUGAAACAUGCGCUCGAAACGGUGACCGUCCCGAUUAACGGCCGGAUUCUUUCGCCGUUAGAUUCGCCGGAGGUUCAGAAGCUGUUGCGGCCGCUGGGCAGGGUAUUGCUUCCGGGAAGCGGCCAUUCGAAGUGGUGGGAGACGCGAUGGCUGCCGGUUAGCCGUCAGGAGUUUUUCGAUCCAAACGGCCGGUAUCUUUUCGUCACCGGCCACCGGGAUUUCUGCGCGGGGAUUCGGCACUUUCAUCGCAGCCUGUCGUGCAGAAUCGCAGAGGCGGCGGUUCUGAAUCGCACGCUCGUACUCGAUAUGGGGUUGUGCAUUAAUGGACUGCACAACGAGGGGAAAUUCCAAAUUAACCCCAUCCAUGUUUACUACGACCUCGCAUCUCUCAGCGCCGUCCGCUUCACCCCCCUGCAGGGCUUUCUAGAGGAGGCGGAGAAAUGGCAGGCGGGGUUGGGGAGGCGGGACGGGGGGGGAGAUUGGGGGGAGGCGGAAGGUGCAGGCGGGGCAGCGGAGGGAGAAGCAGUAGUCAGGAGACUCGCGGAAGCAGGGGGGGGAGGGGAAGGCGGGAAGGCAGAGGAGGAAGGUUCGCUGCGGUUUCCUGUGCGGGUGGUGGGCGGGCACGUGAGGACAAGAAGGCUAGUGGGCGACGACGACACGGCGUUGAUCGUGCGGACGGUGAAUUACGGCUUUGCUGCAUGCGAGUUCAACCCGUUCCACGCGAAGCCACGCCACGAGUUGUCCCACUUCCUCCCUGCCGGCGCUGUCACUCCCGUUGUUCCCCUCUCAAUUCUCCAUUCCAUUGCUCCUCCUUCAACCCCCCUAUUUCUCCUCUUUCCCUCCUCCAGAAGGACUACCCCAUUCCCAGCAACCACAGCGCCAUUCGGCAUCGGCCGGAGCUGCUGGCGCUGCCAUUUCAGUUGCCCCACUCCCUCCGCGUUCACCCCAUUCUUCCGCUCUUCACCCCCUUUCUUUCAACCUCUUUUCCCCUUUCGCCCAACAGAAGGACUACCCCAUUGCCAGCAACCACAGCUCCAUCCAGCAUCGGCCGGAGCUGCUGGCACUCCCAUUCCCACUCGCUCUUCCUUUGUUCCCCCGUUUUCCUCCUCCCUCCUCCAGAAGGACUACCCUAUUGCCAGCAACCACAGCGCCAUUCAGCACAGGCCGGAGCUGCUGGCGCUGGCAGCAGAGAUGGGGAGGGCGAUGGGUGGGGGGGAUUAUGACGCCGUGCAUGUGAGGCGGGGGGACAAGCUCAAGCCCGACAGGUGGCCGCACCUCGACCGCGACACACGACCCCCCGCGUGA
Messenger RNA from Closterium sp. Naga37s-1, 2211 nucleotides. Lineage: Eukaryota; Viridiplantae; Streptophyta; Zygnematophyceae; Desmidiales; Closteriaceae. The record is from the annotation of a GenBank genome assembly.